This is a messenger RNA of Pomacea canaliculata, 4876 nucleotides long. RefSeq names its product polycystin-1-like. The record is from RefSeq and is a predicted model, not a curated record. Lineage: Eukaryota; Metazoa; Mollusca; Gastropoda; Architaenioglossa; Ampullariidae. The transcript is spliced from 22 exons. Bases 1 to 4728 code for a protein of 1575 amino acids.
AUGAAGGAAGGGAUGGAAGGACUGCGGCUCGUGGCCGACUACGGCGACGGGUGCGAGCUGGUGGCCGUGUUCCAGCACACCUACCGGACUGAGGGUGUCUUCGCGCCGCGGGUGUGGGUAGACAACAACAUCACUCAGGUGACUCAGGUCCUGGCGGAGCCCGUAUUGUUGUUGCACCACCUGUCCGUCGACACACUCCAGGCGCCAGAAGUGCUCGCGACAGGCACCACGGCUGAGUUCGUUCUUCAUCUCCUCCCGCCCUCCCCCUCCUUUGUCCACCUGUCCAGUCACUGGCUCAUCUCCGACAGCAGCGAUGUGAUCAUCGCCAAUCUGACUACUACCUCCACCGCUCUCACCUGGUCAUUCCCUCGCCCAGGGGUGUUCUCGGUCAAAGUCGUGGCCAGCAAUCCGCUGAACAGUGUCACAGCCUCCGCCUCACUGGUCGUGCUAGAGUCGGUGGAGGGACUGAGCUUGAGAUGCGAACCGGAUCCUCCCCAUCUGACGGUAGAACAGGAGCUGCACUGCCAGGCCGAGCUGUCGCGAGGCAGUGACCUUAACAUCUCCUGGGACUUUCAGGAUUCCAGCUCAGAGACCGACGUGGAAACCGCCGGUCUGGUAUCCAAGGCAACGCACAUGUACACGAGGCCGGGUGGAUUCAAUGUCACUGUACAGGCGUCUAACCUGGUCAGCGAACCGGUGAUCCACCUGCAGAUGGUCACCGUGGACGCACCCGUGCAAUGCUUGAGGCUGGAGACCAGUGCCCCGGCUACUCCUGGCGAGAAAAUCUUCCUGGUGGCCACCGCCGUAGGAGGCACGGCCGUGAACUUUGACUUCGACUGGGGCAAAGGCCGGAAGUCUUGGGAGGGCGAGACGGAGGUGGUGAGAGCUCGCACCUCAGUAGGGACCUCAGUGCAGUUCUCGCGCCCGGGUGUGCACAACAUCACGCUGUACGCACACAACCCUGUCUCCCACAAGUCGCUGACCACCCACCUGGUCGUGCAGCAGCCAGUACCCGACUUGGAGCUGGUGCCGCAUCGCAUCAUCCAGCGCCCAACGGUUCCGCCAUCUUUUUUGUCCAACAGAAAGAUGAUCCCUAAUUAUACGGGUAAGCUGACUGAGCGACAGGACCUGCUCUACCAGCUCGACUUCUCUGAUGGAGGCAGGAUCGUGUCCCGCUCGCCGGUUCUGGAGAAGCUGUUCACGUACAACGGGAACUACAGCGUCAACUUCACCGCAUCCAGCGAAGUGUCUACAUACAGGCAGUGGCUAAACUUGGAAGUAGAUACUUCAGACGAACUUUAUGGAAAACCCAGACUGCAGCAUUCAACAAUUGUCUUCCAGAACCGCCCAGUGGUUUUCCAGAUACUGGACUUUCCAAGUGAUGUAGGAAAAAUAGAAGUACACUACAGCAAUGACAGGACUAAAGUGCUGAGAGGUGGUCUUCAUGUGUGGAACCAUGUGUUCCAAAACCCAGGUGUGCACACGGUGGAGGUGGCCAUAUAUGGCAAGAGGCGGGGUGGAGUCCAGCGCUCUGGUCCCACCCUUCGCUCGGUGCUGGUGGUGCAGCAGCCAAUCAGAGGCCUGCAACUGGCUGGUCCAGCUCACGUGGGCAUCCACUGUCACAAUGUGUGGAAGAUACAGGUGUCACAGGGUUCACAUCUGGUUUGCCAGUGGUCUCUGGAUGAAGAGCAUGAAGAACACUUCACUUCAGUUCUUGUUCGCCAAAUGGGAUUUACUGCAGCAGGUGCAUACACUCUUGGUGUACAUUGCCACAAUGACAUCAGUCACAUGUCGGCCUCCAUAAAUGUCACCGUCAGCCAUCCAGUCUCAGAUGUGCAUCUGUCAGUGCCUGUGAUGGUGCGUGGCCAAAACACCACCUUCACUGUCACGGUGUUCGCAGGUUCGUAUUUCUCCCUGCAUUGUGAUUACGGUGAUGGCACCAAGGAGCAGUUUGUGUCUAGACAGAUGCAGCUGGUAAAUGUGGAACCUCAGAUACCUGAGUGGUUGGAGCCAGUGCCAGCAUACAAUAUCACCCUCAGCCACAGCUACAGUAAUGUCGGUGCCUACAACAUCAUGGUGACAGUUUUCAAUGACAUUUCAGUGUUGUCUCGUCGCACAAUCGUCCGAGUUGAGGAGGCAAUUGGUGAGAUCUACAUGGAAGUGCGGCCUUCAGGCAUCAUUUCUUUGUCAGAGACUGUGCAUGUUGCUGCUGUAGUCAGUGCUGGUGAUAAUCUGCAGUUUGAGUGGGACUUUUCAGGAGACUUCAUGCUUCCAUCAAUUUCAAGUAAGGGGAACACCAGUGUGGCAGCCAAGCCAUUUAGCAAAGCAGGAGAAUACAACGUGGUAGUCAAAGUCACCAAUCAUCUUCAGAGGGAGCCAGUAGUAGCCAGCCUGCCAUUCCCCAUCAUCGUGCAAGAGCCAGUGGUGGAGGUCAUGUUGGUGCAAGUUGGAACCCCAGGGGCUAACUUCAGCCUCCUUACUAAUCUCAGUGACGAAGUCGUCUUUGAGGCAAAGUCUGCAGGCAACCCUGUCAGAUUUGUGUUCAGUUUUGGAGAUGGCCACAUACAAGAAGUGGAAGGAAGUCUGAACAUGAUGAGCAUUAUGGAAGCCAAAGUCAUACAUCGAUAUACAAGUGAGGGUGUAUAUACAGUGAUGGUCACAGCAUCCAAUGACCUCGGUAAUGCAACAGCUUUUUUGCCGUACCCUCUUUAUGUCCAAGUACCUGUACAAGGGCAGUUGUUAAACAGCAUAAAUUUCUGCUCUCACUAUGGAGAGGAAAUAACUUUGACAGCUUCACCAACCGAAGGCACCAAUGUCACUUAUAGGUGGAGGCUAGACGAUGAGACUGAACUAGUAAAUACAAAUGGCACUGUUCGUCAUAAAUAUCAGCAGCCAGGCUCUGAGACAAUUGAAGUUACAGCCAGCAACAAUGUUUCAUCUGUUACCAGCUAUGCUUUUGUAGAAGUUGUGGAGCAGAUACAAAGUGUAAGCUUGCAUGUGGAAAGUCUGAUUGUUGCACUGAAUGAAGUGGUGGAAUUUAAGGCAAUUGUCAUGCCAGAAAGAAAUGGAGAAUCAGCUCGGUACUUUGUGUGGAACACAAAUGGUGUGGAUGCAGGCCAAAGCAAAGAGCCACGCAGAAGCCACCAGUUUUCACGAUCUGGUUUCUACACUGUGUUUGUAAAAGCUUUCAACUGCUACAGUAAUGCAACUUCCAUUCCUGUUACAAUCCAUGUGGUGUCGCCACUUGUUGACCUCGCUAUUGAGGUGGUUGGGGACUACCUGGCUGGCAAGCUGAUGAAGUUUACAGCUGAUCAUUAUCAGGGCGACUACUUAAAUUUCACCUGGAAUUUUGGUGACAACUCAGCUCCACUAUUUACAGAUAAGACAGCAGUGUGGUAUACUUAUAACAGAACUGGUGAAUAUAUGGUGACCCUUCUGGCAAAAAAUCCACUUGGACACAAAGAAGUGACCAGAACUGUCUUUAUUUUAACUCAUGUUUGCAGACCGCCAUCUGUUAAAAUCAUUGGAUUAGAGCAGGUGAUGAGGUGGCAGCAGCUGCAUGUGGAAUCUCAGGUGACUGUCAACUGUUCUGUCACCAACAACAUUCUCUACACCUGGAAGGUGAUACAGCAGAAUAAUGAUGAAUCAGGAGAAGACAUGAGGACAUUGCUGUUGAAUUCUCCACAAGCUGCUUUGACGUAUCCAGACCUUAUCAUUCCUGCCCACAUUUUACCUCUUGGCCACUACAAGCUGUCUCUCACUGUCACAAUGAAUGGGACAGAGAUUCCAGUUUACCAGGAGGCAACCACAAGUGUGAAUGUGGUCAAGUCACCACUUGUCAGCCAUAUUCUGGGAGGAAUCAUGCGACUAUACAGCCAACAGUCUGUUGUUACCCUCGAUGGCUCUCAGUCACAUAACCCAGACGAUGCCGAUGCAUUACUAAGCUACCAGUGGGGCUGUCAAGUUCUAGAAGAGAAAAAUAUCAGUUGCUUCAACCAGUCUUCUGCUGACCAGAUUCCAAGCUUAAACAGCUCCUCGUUGCAGUUUCCUGCCACCAUGUUGCGUAUGGAUAGAAAAUACUUCCUGUUUAACCUCACUGUCCACUCACCAGCCUCUCAUCCUGUGAACUCAACCCAAGUGAUUGAGCUGAACAACAUCAACCACAUCAUCCCAGUUGGAAUACAUUGUCGGAAUUGUCAGAGAAUGUUGGUCAAUUCAAAUGACAAACUGUCCCUGACAGCUGUUUGUGGUCAUGACACUUGCACUGGCAAGCACCUGCACUACCGCUGGGAAGUUUUUAUUGUUGGUGGGGAUAACUCUGGACAUGCUUAUGACAUGGAGGGGAAGCAUGUCUGUCAGCAAGCAGAUCGGACAAUCUUUCAAAAGCAGGUCUUGCAAUCCACAAAUACAUCAACCACCACUACCACCACCUCAACUGCUUCCACGACCACUGCUUCAACAACACCACCAGCAAAAGCACAACAGCAUUGCUAUCUGUUGGGAAUACUUCAGAACUGCAGAGCAGACAUCAACUACCCAAAGAUCGCUUCAGGGGUUUACCAGAUAUUCUGGCACCCUCAGAGGGCCGCAUCUGGGCAGCUCGUGGCUAUGAUAACAGCAGACGAAUCCAGACCUCACGCAUCUCUGACAGAUUGCCUUUACCUUCGGUGGACAUCGCCGAGGGCACUGCAGGCGACAGAAAACUUGUUCCAAGGGUGGAGGAGCUGACGACCCCACUGCCAUGCUCUCCUGUGGACUGCGUGCAGGUGAACCCGGUGAGGCCUGCCUCGCCCCCUCCACACAUCAUCACCAAGAAGCGCCUGACCGUGGAGCUGCCGGCCUCCAGCCUCAUGUCGGAGGUGGACAGUCCGGCCCU